This is a messenger RNA of Amphiprion ocellaris (clown anemonefish), 2688 nucleotides long. It is a transcript of the gene hoxa13b, whose product is annotated as homeobox A13b. Lineage: Eukaryota; Metazoa; Chordata; Actinopteri; Pomacentridae. Gene Ontology annotation, biological process: regulation of transcription by RNA polymerase II. The record is from RefSeq and is a predicted model, not a curated record. Gene Ontology annotation, molecular function: DNA-binding transcription factor activity, RNA polymerase II-specific; RNA polymerase II cis-regulatory region sequence-specific DNA binding. The coding region runs from base 997 to 1869 and encodes 290 amino acids. The transcript has 2 exons.
CUAGACUUUUUCGUCCUUCAUUCCAAAUUUUGGUAGAAAAAACGGAAGAGAACAAACUGAAGUUACUUGUCCGAAAAAAAGAACAACAGAAUGUGUUGCUGUAAUCUCCUCUUCGGCUUUCACCACUGUUUUCCUCUUCCUAUUUGGCUAGACUGCAACUUUCAACUUGACCUUGGCCUCCAGCCGCGUCUAACUCGAGUACAACCAAAUGUACCAUAUUUCUGGUAUUUUGUGGACACAGAGCUUGUGCUUACAUUCACACAUCGCUGUGCCAAAGGUGAGUUUGAUUUAAUUUUUGUUUGUUGCCAUAGUAUUCAUUUUAAAUGUAUCCAUAAUAGAUAAAUUUAUUGUUUUUCUGGAAAACUUCAUGCGCAUUAAUUGUGCGUAAAAACCCCACUCAAAGGCAGCCAAUUCAGUUGAAAUACUUUAAUAUUAGCAUGUUAAAUUUGGGCAAAAUGUCACUUUUUACUGAAAGCAAAUAAAAAACUUCAAUAUUUGCAUACAAAACCUUUAAAAAAUCGAAUCAAGACACCAGAGUUGUUUAAGCUUUGUCUUUAAAAUUAAAGCGUAAUUAUUUUGGCACGCGUAAUUGCGCAUUAAAUACGCCGAAUAAAAUACUUAUCACUUACAUGUGUUAGAUAAUUCAUCAAGAAACUCUGUCUACGUAGCACCAUGUGAAAGAAAAAAUCGCCUUCAUAUGACAGUUUCACUCAGAUUGAGAUUUCAAAAUCACUUGAGAUUUGGGAAAAAAAAUACCCACAGAGCUUUUUGGCAAAGGGAUGUACAGUAUCUUCACAAACACACAGCCUGAUCUGCAUUAUCUGAUGUCUAGACGUUUAUCAUCUCCUUUGCAUAUCACGUGUUUGGCCCUGGCCAAUAACCUCGCGAUCUUUAUGUACUCAGCCGUGUUGGUAUCGUUACUCUGCCCGAGUCCCUGUCUCUGCUCAGUCGAGGGGAUUUUGAAAAAGAGUUGGUCGUCUCAAUGUAGGGCAUGCUAUGACCGCCUCAUUACUCCUCCACUCGCACUGGAUUGACCCGGUGAUGUUCCUCUACGACAACGGUUUGGAUGAGAGAAGCAAGAACAUGGAAGGAUUUACUGGAGGCAAUUUUGCUGCAAAUCAGUGCCGGAAUUUGUUAGCGCAUCCAACCUCAUUGGCUCCCAGCACCACCUACACUGCGAGUGAGGUGCCAGUCUCUGGCAUGGGGGAGCCUGGCAAACAAUGCAGCCCCUGUUCUGCCACUCAGAGCUCGCCCAACGCAUCUUUACCCUAUGGAUAUUUUGGCAGCAGUUAUUACCCAUGUAGGAUGUCACACGGCAGCGUCAAGGCUUGCGCGCAGCCCUCCGGUUAUGGCGAUAAAUACAUGGACUCGUCGGUCACUGGUGAGGAGUUCUCCACCAGGGCGAAAGAAUUUGCAUUUUAUCAAGGCUAUUCCUCGGCCCCUUACCAGCCCAGCUACUUGGACGUGCCUGUCGUACCUGCCCUGAGUGCUCCAUCUGAGCCCAGACACGAGUCUCUGCUGCCCAUGGAGCCCUACCAGCCAUGGGCCAUCACCAACGGUUGGAGUGGUCAGGUUUACUGCACCAAGGAGCAGCCACAGUCAAACCCUCUGUGGAAAUCCUCGUUACAAGACACUAUAACUGGUGGAGACAGCUCUAUCCGUCGUGGGAGAAAGAAGCGUGUGCCAUACACCAAGGUGCAGCUUAAAGAACUGGAAAGAGAGUAUGCCACCAAUAAAUUCAUCACCAAAGACAAAAGAAGAAGGAUAUCCGCGCAGACAAAUCUCACAGAGAGACAAGUGACAAUCUGGUUUCAGAACCGGCGCGUAAAGGAGAAAAAAGUCGUCAAUAAAUUCAAGAGCUCCAGUUAGCUCCUGUAUCAGGAAGUGAAAGAGGCGGACAUGGAUGCGCUUUCAUCCACAAACUGUGCCAUAAUUUAUUACACUCCGAACGGUUUGGUUGUCGCCAGAAAGGCUCUACACGUUUGACCUAUACAUUUCCUUCCUCACGUUUUAAUUGGAACCAGUCGAUACGGCCUGUUGGCAGAAGAUUGGAAAUGGUUUGGAACAUGUUUACCAAGGCGACUCAGCGUGGGAUGUUUUUAAUAUUUCCAAAAGAUAAGACAUUCUGCCUUGAGGCACAAGACACUCCGUCCAGUCGUGCGUUUUUCUUCUAUUUAACCCAGAAAUGAAGGCUGAAGCCCCACUUUCAACCUUCAUUUUUUUACGCAUUAAUGCAGUAGUAAACAAAAAACUAAACACCAUGAAAACAGGCCAGGCUAAACAAAUGAAAAUAACCGUUAAAUAUAUGACCCCAAUUAGUAAAGAAAACUCUAUUCCUCAGUUUGGAAACUUGAAAAAUAGAGUUUACGCAACAAUCCAACCAGUUCAUUUAAAAUAAGCCUUUAUCUAUUAAUAUCAGCCUAGUAAAACUAGCCAGUGGCUUAGCUCUCACUUUGUCCACUUCACUAUUUCUUUGUUUAUUUUCUCUCUGAAUACAGGGUUUUUAAAAUCAAAUUUACUCAACGUGCUCACCACUUAUGCAGUUUCUACCUGUCCUUCAGUAUUUUUUUCUUUUUUUUUUGCAGAAAACACAUUUAAACAUGUAAAUACUACAACUGCAACUAUCUAGCCUCCCUUUUUUGACUGCAAUAGCCAACGUUUUUGACAAUAAAUGUUUGAGAGAUGUGA